Molecule: messenger RNA, 895 nt
Organism: Myxocyprinus asiaticus (Chinese sucker)
Lineage: Eukaryota; Metazoa; Chordata; Actinopteri; Cypriniformes; Catostomidae
Exons: 2
Coding region: 37-771 (244 amino acids)
Molecular function (GO): nucleic acid binding
Source: RefSeq, a predicted model, not a curated record
ACUAUUGAUAGAGUCCUUAAACGAAACCAUGUCAGAAUGAAGCAGCUUUACAGAGUUCCAUUCCAAAGAAACUCUGAUAUCGUGAAGGAGGCAAGAUUCCAGUAUGUGCAGAGAAUAAUGGAGCUUGAAGCUGAAGGGGCACAUCACAAAUACAUUUAUGUGGAUGAAGCCAGCUUCAACUUCUGUAAAGUGAGGAGACGCGGGAGGAACAUCAUUGGGCAGAGGGCCACUGUUACAGUGCCAGGUCAGAGGGGCGCCAAUAUCACCAUGUGUGCUGCCAUCUCCAAUGAUGGUGUCUUUUGCCACAUACCAACUAUCGCCCCAUAUAAUACAGAACGCCUCAUCACAUUUCUUGAUGCACUGAAUGAAAGACUGGUUCCACCAGAAGAGAGAGGGCUGUUGAGGCCUGGCAUGACUCUGUAUGUCAUCAUUUGGGACAAUGUUGCCUUCCACCACUCUCGCCUUGUGAAUGAAUGGUUUGCAGCACAGCCCCGUAUGAUGAUACAAUUCCUCCCUGCAUACUCUCCUUUUCUGAACCCAAUUGAGGAGUUCUUCUCUGCUUGGAGAUGGAAGGUGUAUGAUCACCGGCCAUAUGAGCAGAUGUCCCUCCUGGAGGCAAUGAAUGCUGGUUGCCUGGCAAUAGGUGCAGAGGACUGCCAGGGAUGGAUACGCCAUGCAAGGAGGUAUUUCCCUUGGUGCAUUGCAAGGGAUUACAUCCAAUGCGAUGUUGAUGAGAACCUGUGGCAUAAUCGUCAGGAACGAAUGGACUAAAUGUGAAGUUCUGAGAAUUUCAACUCUUUAUUUAGCUUUUUAGAUAUUUCCACCCAUAAGUUUCCUUUGGUUGCUUUUUUUAUUUUUUUAUUUUUUUUAUACAGUAUUCAGCAUUUCUGAGUUU